Messenger RNA from Linum tenue, 2263 nucleotides. Lineage: Eukaryota; Viridiplantae; Streptophyta; Magnoliopsida; Malpighiales; Linaceae. The record is from the annotation of a GenBank genome assembly.
AAAAGAUGGAUGCAGUUGGGAGUAGAUGAGCGGCUAAAACCAAAUGAGCAUUGAUCACAACAACAACACGCCUUGUCUCCCCUGCCUAUUUCUCUCUUCGUCUUCUUCUUCCUCUUUCACCACAUCAUUGGCUUUCAAUUUUCAUCGCCCGCCGCCAGCGUUUUAUUUGGCAUUGCUGUUCGUUUUGGUAUCCCAAAAUUGUUUACUCGACUCGUUGCCCCUCUCCCCGACCCACGCUGACGGGUUCUCCAAUGUUGUCCUGUAGCUACCCAAUUCACAACGCCAACCCACCAAAUUCUUUUCCUCCUAGUUAACUCCUACGUUAUUUGUCCGCUGCUGAUAUCCCCAAAGAUUUCCCCCCCUUCAUUUAUACCAUUUUCCUCGCGUUCCACCCACAAGAAGCAAGAAGAGAGCCAGCGGAGGAGCUUUAGCUUAAGCACCAGUAAGUAGUAAACCCACCCCCCAAAAAUGGCGAGCAUCGCUUCUGGUUCUUGCUCUUCCGCCGUCGCGUUCCAGAGCAGGGAAAUCGGAGGGGCAUCUUCCUUGGCCCAAUUCAAUGGCCUCCGCGCCAUUGACUCUGUUCAAUUGGCCCCUUCUCUCACUAGCCCUCCUGCAUUCCUCUCUUCUUCAGCUCGCAAGUCGAGGGGGAGUGUGAGGGCAAUGGUGUCGCAGGCGGUUUCGGCCCCGAAAAGGGAGAAAGACCCGAAGAAGAGAGUGGUGAUAACGGGGAUGGGGUUGGUCUCUGUUUUCGGCAACGACGUCGACACAUUCUACAACAGGCUUCUUGAAGGGGAGAGUGGCAUCACCCUGAUUGACAGGUUCGAUGCCUCCGAUUUCUCCGUCAGAUUCGCCGGCCAGAUCCGCGAUUUCUCUUCCGCGGGAUACAUCGACGGCAAGAACGACCGCCGCCUCGACGAUUGCUGGCGGUACUGCCUCGUCGCCGGCAAGCGCGCACUCGAGGAUGCCAGCCUCGGUUCCCAAGUCCUCGAAACUAUGGACAGGACGAAGAUAGGGGUAUUGGUGGGAACAGGGAUGGGAGGACUAACGGCGUUUAGCGCCGGAGUGGAAUCCCUAAUCCAAAAGGGUCACAAGAAAAUCUCGCCGUUCUUCAUCCCUUACUCCAUCACCAACAUGGGCUCGGCCCUGCUAGCCAUCGACACGGGCCUCAUGGGCCCAAACUACUCCAUCUCCACGGCCUGCGCAACCGCCAACUACUGCUUCUACGCCGCCGCCAACCACAUCCGGAGAGGCGAGGCCGACAUCAUGGUCGCCGGAGGCACCGAGGCCGCCGUCAUGCCGACCGGCGUCGGCGGGUUCAUCGCUUGCCGGGCGCUGUCCCACAGGAACGACGAGCCACAUAGGGCUUCUAGGCCGUGGGACCAGGGCCGCGAUGGAUUUGUCAUGGGCGAGGGCGCUGGUGUUUUGGUGAUGGAGAGCUUGGAGCAUGCGUUGAAGAGGGGAGCCAACAUAAUUGCAGAGUACUUGGGUGGUGCUGUGACCUGUGAUGCUCAUCAUAUGACUGAUCCGAGGAAAGAUGGGCUUGGAGUUUCUUCUUGUAUUAGCAAGAGCUUGGAAGAUGCUGGAGUUUCCCCUGAAGAGGUGAACUAUGUGAAUGCUCAUGCAACGUCGACAUUGGCAGGGGAUUUGGCAGAGGUGAAUGCGAUCAAGAAGGUGUUUAAGGACACGUCCGAGAUUAAGAUGAAUGGAACUAAGUCGAUGAUCGGACAUGGGCUUGGAGCUGCCGGGGGCUUGGAAGCAAUUGCAACCAUCAAGGCAAUCACAACUGGAUGGGUGCACCCAACCAUCAACCAGGAAAACCUGGAGCCUGCUGUUACAAUCGACACAGUCCCAAAUGUGAAGAAACAACAUCAAGUGAAUGUUGGUAUCUCGAAUUCAUUUGGGUUUGGUGGGCACAAUUCUGUGGUGGUGUUUGCACCAUUCAAUCCCUAAUAAUUAUACAGACAAACAGGCAGAGAAGACUCUGUCAGGAGGAAACAGAGAUGACAGCACCAGCGCAUUUGGUUGUUUUUCUUCUUUUGACAUUUUUUUUUUACUCAAGGACCUUAUACAAUUUUUUUUUACGUGCCAUCAUUUUCGGUUAGCAUUGAAGAUUAAGAUUUAUGCCCCACUUGUUUCUCAGUUUUACCUUAGCCGAUAACCACAAGCAAUGUGGUUACUGCUUUCAAUGCAUUUGGAGCAAUAAAUCAAUAAAACUUUUGUGGCCAUGUGUUCUUCGAAUUUAACAAUCGGUAAUCUCAACGCG